ACAGGAGAAUUCCCAUAUAGUAUCAUAUAUGUAUACAUUUGGAAAUAAAAGCGACAAAAUUUCAACGAGGCGGUACCGAAAGGUAAGCUCAAAGUGAUGAUAAGAAAAGUCAUCUUGAAAAAAAUGAGUAAAUAAAAAAUAAAUAAGCAAAAUCUAUUAUAUCUCAUGUUACAAAUUUUUCUACAACGUCACAAGACAACAUAGUUCCACAGGUUUCUAUGCUGAUAUAAAUCAGUUUUAAGGAGGUGAUGGAUGUAUAUGUACAAGGCGUCAAAUUAUACAAAAUAUUUUUUUAAUAAGAUGUAUUAAAAAUAUUGCAAAUAAAUGUAUGCAAAUCCAAACAAGGAUUAUAGACAAAAUUAAUUUUAAUUUUGCCUAUGGAUGUAAUUACUGCCGAAUGACUUGUACAGAAAUCUCAAUCUCUAAUAUUUAGCGCAAACACGAGCUUUACGUUCGGUUGCACCAACAUUGUUUUGGUUUUAAACAAGACAUAAACAUAUGUCCAUCUUUAUCUUUAAAUAAAUAAAUCUUACUUAAAAUCGAAAUAAUAUCGGUGCAACCAGAACUUAAUCGUACAAAUUCAAUUGUUUCGGAAGAUAGAAGGGGUGUGUGGGUGACAAGACGGACGCAUCUGCAGCAUCCGCGGGGAAGGAGAGAGAGAGAAGGAGAGACCGGGUGGCUAUCCGCGUGGGUCGAUUCAUCGCGGCGCUUCGACGUGGAAGGGUGGAGGGCGUCCGCAUCGCGAGGAUGCCGGGGAGAAAGCGAGAAAGAGCAAGCCGGUUCCAAGGGCGCACGUAACAGGCCAGUAACGAGUCGGGGGACGCGAGCGUCGCGUUGCAGGCGUCGCCCUGGGCGCCGCCGACCGCCGAGAGCAGAUGGAAUCAACUCGCGUGCCCCGGGGCCCCGCUUCGCGCCUCGUCUUCCUCUUCGUCACCCUCGUGCUGACCGUCGCAGGUAAAGAGACGGGAAGACUUCCGGCGUCGCGUCCCGGACGAGACUGACGUCCGUCUCUCGAAUUAUAAGUCAACGGGGCUUCUCUGUGCCGCAAUAAUGUCGGACCACUGGGAAGAGAUCAACUGGAACAAGGAAGAUCUCAUCCAUGUAAACGUCAAUCUCACGUGGUACCUGAACGGCCAGGUGGCAAGGCUGGAGUCUUCCGUCAAUCAUCGAAAUAAACAUCGCGUCGCCAAAAGCUCGUCCUUCCUAGUUCCCAUGCACGGCGGGAUUUGGAUUAUGUGCGUUUCAUUAUCAGAGGAAGAUAUACAGUUGUUAAGUGAGGUGAGUUUCCCGCAAAAGAGAUGCGUUAAUUACUUGAAGCCGAGUGAGGCGCACGAGGAAACACGCGGAGCUUGGCAAAAACGAAUGCAAAAUCUGAGUAUCUCGUGUUCCCUGGUGUGCCUAAUCAUUUUAGGAUGCGCUGCACUUGUUGGACUUUUCGGGCUGGGCAGGCAUCAGAUAUCGGCCGUGCUCGUGACAGGGGUGAUGUACCUCCUUGCAGCGACAUUCGCGCUGUUCACGCUCACGAUCAUCCACUUCAAGAGAGCCCAGGACCGCGGCGGGACCAAACCAAUAGCGGACAGGCCUGAGGACGGCGUGAUCGGUACGCCCGUUCUUCGCAGCGUCCUUAGGGCCAGGAGAGUCACCACCGCGUGGAGCAUGGACCUGGGAUGGGGUGGAGUCACCCUCUGUGCCCUCGCAUCGGUAGCCUGGAUCCUCCUCAGCAAAAUCAUGCGCUUCAGCCCGAUCGCUGCCAUGAUAGCGUAGCAGUGGGACGCCUUCGAGGUCUAAGGUCGUUUCUGAGAGUCGAUUUUCGACGUAGGUCGAAAUUCUGCGUUUCUUUCGCAUGGUAACGUCCUGACACUUUUCCGACCGAUGUAUCAAGUUGGCGAAAGAGAUUUGUUUGUUGUUGUGCCGUAACCUUCUAUGUAUUUUCGAACUUAUCUCAAAGCCACACGUCCCUCAACUUUAUUUAAUAAAUACGGCAAAUCGUUUGCGCCAACUUAAUACAAUAAAUCUCAAGUGUUUAUCUCCUGCUAGGAUGUCACUAGAUUUCAAGAGUAUGAAUCUUUGAGAUUUAGGAUAUUCUAUGCCCGUGAAUUGAAAUAGAUUCUUGAAAAGAACCGCAAACUGAAAGCGGCUAAGAUGAUAAUUGUUGAGGAAGUUUAGUCCAGAAAUGACCAGCUCGAAGGCGACCAUGUUAAGGUGCCUAUUUUGUAUAACUUAUCUCGGUUGCAUAAAUAUUUCAACUAAAAAAAAACAUGAGUUUUAUCAAGAAGAUAAAAAACUUUUGAUUGAGGCUUACAAUUGAUUGACUGAUCGUAGAAUCACUCAAUGUCAGUUUAACAAUUGAUAUUCCUUUGCAUUUGUUUUAAUUACAAGUAACUGCAAGUAACUAAACAAGCUUGCUAACAAGAAACAUAAAUUUACAAGUCAAUAAUAUAUAUUCAUGAUAUAAAGAACAAGAAAUGAUGUAACAGUUUUACUGAUUUUCUCUCGGUUCUUGCACAUAAAAGACUCAGGAAUUGAUCUCAAAUGCUAUGAAGCAAUAAUAUUAUUUUGAGUGCCAUAGAUUAGAAGCAGAUAGUUUGUAGAACUUGUCGGUUCAGUUUUUAAUAUAUGUUCAUAUAAAUAUUGCUCUAAAUGAUUCAUAAAUAUUCGCUCAAUUCAAUUUAUACUUUUUUCAGACUUGUAAGAAUUUUUUUCUAGUCAUAUUUUUAUCAUUAUUAUUAAUUUAUUUAUAAUUUCGCUCUUUUUCAUAUAGUUUUGCAUUUAACAUCAAUUUUUUUCAAUUCUCAUUGUGCACAGUAACUUCUUUUUUAUUUUGCAAGAGUAAUAGUGAUAAAAUUAUUUGUGUAAAAAUUAUAGUAAUCAGAAAAUUAUACAAUUAUAUAACAAUUCUCUGAUAUAGUUGCCUAUGAUGUAAACCAAGCGCCUUACUGUUUAGAACAAUAAGUACGUAAAGCACAAGAUAACUAAAAAAAUGUUAAUGGUACUCAGGAAUGAGGCAUAAAGUAUGACUUAUUAAUUUCUCUCUCAAAAAAAAAAGAUGUAGUUGUCAUUCUUCUCGAAAUUUAUGCAAUUGUUCACUUUAUAUAUUCUAUUCGUACAAUUUUAAUGUUCUGAGAAAUUAAUCUGCAUCAUGCUUUAAACGCCUCACCUGUAUAGAGCAUAAACUUUUUCAGCUAAAGAGGAACUUAUUUUUGCUACUUGUUCUAGCAAUUAGGCAUUGUAAUUAUGCAUGGUAUGUAUCCUGCACAAAAGAAUUGUGAAAUGUAUUUCGUCCAUUAAAAGCUAAGAAACUUUAGAUUUGUUUUCUAUUCAACUGGACAAUUUAUGCACUUGAAAUGAGACGAUAAUCUUGUGAAAAAAAGAAUUAAACAACUGGUGCAAACUAGGUGCAGUUAAAAAGAACAAGUCUUUUGACACUUGAUGCACCUUUGUGACAAAACACAGCAAUUUUCUAACAAUGCAUUCUCAAUUGUUAAAUUUUUUUACGCGAUCCUUUAUUGUUUGUUACAUAUUAAAACUGACUGCAAUAAAUAAAAACUAAGAAAUCAA
This is a messenger RNA of Monomorium pharaonis (pharaoh ant), 3558 nucleotides long. RefSeq lists its product as uncharacterized. NCBI's taxonomy places the organism in Eukaryota, Metazoa, Arthropoda, Insecta, Hymenoptera, Formicidae. The transcript is spliced from 5 exons. The coding region runs from base 1051 to 1764 and encodes 237 amino acids. The record is from RefSeq and is a predicted model, not a curated record. Gene Ontology annotation, cellular component: plasma membrane.